Messenger RNA from Xiphias gladius (swordfish), 3558 nucleotides. It is a transcript of the gene rfx1a, whose product is annotated as regulatory factor X, 1a (influences HLA class II expression). The coding region runs from base 140 to 2863 and encodes 907 amino acids. Gene Ontology annotation, molecular function: RNA polymerase II cis-regulatory region sequence-specific DNA binding; DNA-binding transcription factor activity, RNA polymerase II-specific. The transcript has 18 exons. Lineage: Eukaryota; Metazoa; Chordata; Actinopteri; Istiophoriformes; Xiphiidae. Gene Ontology annotation, cellular component: nucleus. The record is from RefSeq and is a predicted model, not a curated record. Gene Ontology annotation, biological process: regulation of transcription by RNA polymerase II.
CCACGGUAGCCCUGGCGACAAGAACCCAGCAACGAGAAUCAACAACAACAACCACUGAAUCCGCCAUAAAAAUAAAAGAAGACAUUUUACCGGUGGGAAAUACACACGUGGAACCAGAGGGUGAUUCCCAGCUUUUGUAAUGGCCACCUCAGGCUACGUAGGUGAGAUCCAGCCAACAGCCCAACCCCAGGGGGCUGGUGUUACGGUCACACCGGGGCAACCUGACGCCAGCUCCACCCCUGCAACUGCCCCUCAGUUUCUGGCUGAGAUUCAGACUACUGUGGCUACUCCCACUGUUGUGACACCUACUGGCCAAACUACUCCCACUGAACAAGCCACUUCCAUCACCACUCAGAAGCCUGCAGCUGGUAGUCAAGCCCAGUCCACAGCACAGGCCCAGCCAGGUCAGACUCAAUAUGUGACUGCAGAGAUCCAGGGCUCCCCCACACAGUCUGGAAAUGCUCAAAGCACUCCUCAGUACAUCGUUGUUACGGUCACAGAGGGCUCCCUUCACUCAAGUGACAGUGUGUCGGACUCUAGUCCCCCUCCACCUGUGGUGCAGACUGGAGUUCCCACACAGGUUGUUCAGCAGGUACAGACGGCUCAACAGCAGAGGUCCGUUGUGCAGGCCACCUCUCAGAUAGCCAAGACCGAGCCAGGAACCCAGCUCAGUGUCACCAGUCUACAGCCUGUUAAUAUCAGCCAGGAGGUCCAGCAGCAGCUCACACCAGUGCCAGUCCAACAUGUGUACACCAAUCAAGUGCAGUAUGUGGAAGGAGGAGACACCAACUACACCACCAGCACCAUUCGCUCCAGCAACUUUCCUUACACUGAUACACCCCUGUACACCCAGACCACGGCAGCCCAGUAUUAUGAAGGUCAGCCCACAUCGGGCUCACAGGCUUCUACCCCUGGCACACCUCUAACUGUCUCUGUGACUGCUGGCACAACAGGGGGUGUAUCCAUGUUUGUGGCCCAGCCCACCAGUGCAGCAGGGGGAGGAGCUACAGUAGUGACCACAGGUGGCACCACCAACGGGGCAGGGGAUGGGGCAGGCACCAACGGGGGCACAGCAGGCAGCUAUGUGAUCCAGGGGGGUUACAUGCUGGGCAGCAGCAGUGGAGGGGUAGCUGGCAACAGUCAGAACUACUCACACACCGCCCGCGCCUCCCCAGCCACUGUGAGUAUUACAGAGGGCGAGGAGAGUAGCGUGCCGUCGGCAGACAAGAAGGUACAGUGGUUGCUGGACAACUAUGAGACAGCUGAAGGAGUGAGUCUGCCACGUUCCACCCUCUACUGCCACUACCUGCUGCACUGCCAGGAGCAGAAACUAGAGCCUGUUAAUGCUGCCUCUUUUGGAAAACUAAUUAGAUCUGUGUUCAUGGGGCUACGCACACGACGCCUGGGCACACGGGGUAAUUCUAAAUACCACUACUAUGGGCUUAGGAUCAAGGCAGGCUCAUCUCUUCUCCGUCUGAUGGAAGACCAGCAACAUCUGGCCAUGAGGCAGCAGCCCUUCUCACAGAAACAGAGGUUGAAGCCUGUGCAUAAAGUGGAGGGAAUGACCAAUGGCACAGCAUCAGGAGCAGGCCAGCAGCAGCAACAGCAGCAGGGGUCAGGGCACGUGGACAUCAGCACCCAGGUACAGCAGUACCAGCAGUUCCUAGAUGCAUCCAGAGCUCUCCCAGAGUUCCCAGACAUCGACCUCCAGGGGAAGACUCUGCCAGAGGGCAUCGAGCUGGAGCACAUAAAGAGCUUUCAGCUGCUGUACAGAGAACACUGUGAGGCCAUACUGGAUGUCAUGGUCAACCUGCAGUUUACCCUGGUGGAGACACUGUGGAAGACCUUCUGGAGGUUCAGCCAGAGUCAGGCUGGAGAUGCCACGUUGGCUGUUCAUGACGAGUCAGAGAAGCGUCUCCCUAAGUCCUGCCUUGUAUUGCUGUGCAAGUAUGAGCCAGUGCUGCGCUGGAGCCGUGACUGUGACAACAGCCUGUACCAGGGCCUGGUGGAGAUUCUCAUCCCUGAUGUCCUCAGGCCCAUUCCCAGUGCCUUAACUCAAGCCAUCCGCAACUUUGCCAAGAGCCUGGAGAGUUGGCUGACCAACGCCAUGAUGAACAUCCCAGAGGAAAUGGUCCGUAUCAAGGUAACUUCAGCCAACGCAUUUGCCCAGACACUGCGUCGCUACACCAGUCUGAACCACCUCGCCCAGGCGGCCCGCGCUGUACUCCAGAACACGGCUCAGAUCAACCAGAUGCUCUCUGACCUCAACCGCGUUGACUUUGCUAACGUGCAGGAGCAGGCUUCAUGGGUGUGCCGGUGUGAAGACCGUGUUGUCCAGCGGCUGGAGCAGGACUUCAAGCUGACCCUUCAGCAGCAGAACUCCCUGGAGCAGUGGGCUGCGUGGCUGGAUGGCGUGGUCUCCCAGGUCCUGAAACCCUACCAGCACAGCCCUGCCUUCCCGAAGGCCGCUAAGCUCUUCCUGCUCAAGUGGUCGUUUUACAGUUCCAUGGUGAUCAGGGACCUGACCCUGCGGAGUGCAGCCAGUUUUGGUUCCUUUCACCUGAUCCGCCUGCUGUACGACGAGUACAUGUACUACCUGAUUGAGCAUAGAGUGGCUCAGGCUAAAGGAGAGACCCCCAUCGCUGUCAUGGGAGAGUUUGCCAGUUUAGGCCGGGGUCUAAACCAGCUGGAUCCUGACAAAGAAGAGGAAGAGGAAGAGGAGGAGGAGAGCGAUGAGGAAGGUCAGGAGCUUGCACUUCCCUCAGAUGGGGCCGUGCUAGGAGAGGAGUCUCUGGAACCACCUGCCAAGCUGGCCCGGACUGACCAGAGAGUCCUCUUCACCACCGGAUCAGCUGACAACUAACCACAGAGCAACACUGCUAGGUGUGGGUUGAUAAUACUGAUCAUACACUCACACAUAGAUGUACAAAGAAAACUAAUUUAUACACUUGACACGUGUAUAUAGAUCUUGUAAAUGUGUGUGCACACUCUCGCUGCAUACGGUAACUGUCGCACUUGUUUAUGCACACACACACACACACACACACACACACACACACACACACACACACACACACACACACACACACACACAAUCAAUACACACACUCAUUCAGUAACUGCUGCUGCCUAUAUGGCACAACCACCUGUUGACACCAUUGAUUCAAUACAAAAUCAUUGGCAUUGCAAUAGGAUGUGGCUUCAAAAACCAGACUCUCAAAGUGCAAAGAGAAACACAGAGAAUUUUAACCUUCAGUUUUAUGGUUUUGUAAAAAUUAACUAAAGCCAGGCAUGUUUUGGGUUUUUUUUUCUCUCUCAUUGCAUUGCAACCUGUAGCCUCGCUGUCUCCUCGCUGAGAAAUGUCUGCUCACUCUAGAUCCUCCUGAAACUGUCACUGCCGUAUCAAAGUGAUCUUGAAAGUACUGUGAUGUAUGUGUAAAGGUAACUAUUGAGGGGGGGACCUUUCGUUCCUUGCUGAAUGCAGCUGUUACUAAUUUCAUUCAGCGAGGAAGAGGCGUUUUUGAAAAACAGCAGGUGGUUGGGACUUUGGGUGGGUUU